This is a messenger RNA of Bombina bombina (fire-bellied toad), 3236 nucleotides long. RefSeq names its product zinc finger protein 862-like. The coding region runs from base 228 to 2717 and encodes 829 amino acids. The transcript has 6 exons. Gene Ontology annotation, biological process: regulation of DNA-templated transcription. The record is from RefSeq and is a predicted model, not a curated record. Lineage: Eukaryota; Metazoa; Chordata; Amphibia; Anura; Bombinatoridae.
UUUCCUUCCGUAAUUUUUGUGACUUCAAAGGUUCUUUAGCUGGAUGGGAACUAGCUGCGAUCACUCUAAAGUGCAACGUGGCGGGAAGUUAUAGGUCAGUGUUACUGUGUACAUGUUACUCAGUGUCACAUCACUAAAUUAUCAGAACCAGUUAUUGGAGUAUUGGGGCUGAUUCACGUGUGACUAACAAGAAGACGACUGAGAAGAACCAAACCUCCGAGAUCUACAUGGUGACUGGGAAGGAACAAAUGGAGUUUGAUGAAGUUGCAGUUUAUUUCUCGGAGGAGGAGUGGGGCUGUUUAACUGAAGAACAAAAAGAGCUUUAUAAGGAUGUGAUGAUGGAGAAUUAUCAGACCCUCAGGUCUCUAGGAUAUGUGCCUGAGAAACCUGUACUUGUUACAAAGAUUGAGCAUAGAGAGAAGCCGUUCGUGUGCAGUUUACCAACUACCAAAGGGAUCUGCCCUCCUCCUGUCUGUUCUGCAACAGAGAACUCAUCAGGAUUUAAAUGCUCAUCUAUAUCAGAAACCCCGGCAGCCAAGGCCCCCUCAAGAAAGCACAAAAGGUGUCCAGUAUUCAACUCUCCAGCGGCUGUAGAAAUAAAAAACACUAUAUCUAACCUUAGAAAAUUCUCAAAAUUGGACUUUCAAUCAAAACAGGAAGUGAUAAAUAAUGGAAGACCAAUGCCUGAGCUUAAGAACCUAUUUCAAACGGAGGCACAAAAGAAUAGUACACGGCAGUUUCACAUAGAGUGGUACCAGCGAAAAAACUGGCUUUGUGGCUGUGCUAUGAAGAAUCGUCUUUACUGCUUUCCCUGCCUAUUGUUCUCUGCCACUGACAACAUUUGGACUAAAGCAGGAUUUUGUGACUUAAAAAAUCUAUCAAGGGGCCUCAACAAACAUGAGAUAUCAGCAACUCACAUUCACUGCCAAAUCACUUUAAAAACCUUUAGAACUUUGACGAUAGAUCUGGCUAUGAAUGAACAGAGGAGAUUAAAUAUCAGCAUCCACAAUGCUAAAGUAAAAGAAAACCGUGAUGUUUUAAAAGACCUUAUCAAUGCAACCUGCUUCCUAGCCGAACAGGAAUUAGCAUUUAGUAGUAACGAGGAGGGUGCAAGCUCUUCUUAUCAUGACAACUAUAUGGCACUUUUAUAUGUUUUGGCUGAGAAAGAUGAAAAGUUAGCUACACAUUUGACAUCCACUGUGUUUUCUGGCUCAUCAAACAGAAUAAAGAAUGAUUUAAUUGAAGCAGUCGCUGAUGUAAUUAGAAAUGAUAUCAAAAAGGAGAUUAAUGCAGCCCCAUUUGUUGCAGUUGAAGUAGACGAGACAACGGAUGUCACAGACAAAGCCCAGAUCUCUGUAAUUUUACGUUAUGUGGCUAAAAGUGAGCUAAAGGAGGCGUUCUUAGAAUUCAAUGAAGUGAGUGACAGACGAGCACCAGCUAUUGCUAAUUAUGUUUUGGGAGUGUUGAGUAAAUACAAUUGUGUUGAAAAGCUGGUAGCUCAGACUUACGUCGGAGCCUCUGCGAUGGGAUCAGAUCUUAAUGUGGUGCAGGCCAAGAUUAAAGAAAAGGUACCUGAAGCUACGUUUAUCCUUUGUUAUGCACAUACAUUGAACCUGGUGCUCUCACAUUCGGCAAAAUGUAUGCCUGAGUGUAAAAAAUUUUUUGAAACAAUUGAGGGACUUGCAAUGUUUUUCAGUAAGUCGACCAAGCUCACCCAGCUACUGGAUAAUAUUGUGAAGCGACGUUUACCAAAAGCAGCGCCCUUGAGAUGGAGCUCAAAUUCUAGACUAGUGCAGAUGAUCAGCAUGUACCAAUCUGAUCUACGUGCUAUGUUCCGGAUUAUGAGUAAAACUCCAGAUGGUUGGGAGACUAACAUACUGAUUAUGGCUGCCGGAUAUGAUCUCUGGCUAUCCAAAGCAUCAACCUGCUUCUUCAUAAUGGCAUAUGAUGGCAUUUUCACUGAAACAGACACACUCUGUAGUGUGCUGCAGAGUAAAGUACUGGAUGUUGGAUUCUGCUGUGGCAAAAUUCGGGACACAUUGAGAUUUGUGGAACGCCAGAGACAAGAGUUUGACAGUUUCUAUGAGCGAUUUGAGCAGAAAAGCGCUACACUUGGCCUGACAUACAAGGAAAGAAGUAAACAGCCUAUCAGAGAUGAGAGCAAAAAAAUGUAUUAUAAGAUUCUGGACAAUGUCGGUGUUCAAAUAAAAGCUCUGUUUAAUCAUUUUGGUGACCUAGGAUUCUUUAGUUUGGUAGAUUGCACAAAACUUUAUGAAAUAUCACAACAUUUGGAUGACACCCGACUGAAGAGCCUAUCAAAAUAUUCAAGGUACUUUGAUUUGGUUAGACUAAAGGCUGAUCUUAUUGGAUUGUAUAGUUCAGAAAUGGUAAGGAACAAAUGCAAAUCACCCGGACAGCUCCUCAGCUUUUUGGCCCGCAGUGAUCUGAUGCAGACGGUUCCCGAGGCAACAAAGUUACUCCAGCUGGUGCUAACUAUACCAGUUACAUCAGCGUCUGUUAAAAGGUCCUCUGCUUUAAAACGAAUCAAAACACACAUUCAGAAUCAGACUGAUAAAGGGCGACUUUCAUCUCUGGCAAUCAUCUCUAAAGAGACAGAUAGACUUUUAAAACUAAAAAAAAAUAAAGAGGACUUCUACAACAAAGUCAUUGACAUCUUUGUCCAGAAGAAUAGGCAAAUGGACUUCAUUUACAAGUAAAGGUAAACCCCAGGGCAGAACUUGCUGUGAUCUGAGAGGUUAUAGCAGAAAAUGCAACAUGUCUGCAGAAAGAAUGGGACACAUGCAGGAACUGUUGGUGCUUUCUAUUUGUAGGACUGCUGCUCAUCAGCUUGUUCUCUUCACACAGCGCUGUGGUCUGGCUGCACUGGGUAAGUUUUACUUAACACAGUGCAGCAAGAGGGAAGAGCUGUUAUAAGAAAACAGUCAAAUACAACAGCAGUUUCUAUGAGUGAUUUGAGCAGAAAUGCGUUACACUUGGCCUGACAUACAAGGAAAGAAGUAAACAGCCAAUCAGAGAUGAUUGAUGACUGUCAUUAAGGGAUUUUUUUUCAACCCUAUCCUUUAGCCUUUCCUAGUUUGCAAAGUUGUGACUCCUGUAAGAAGAUCUUGUGUUGUGAGCAAUGCUUCUUUGUUAUUACUACAUGUUUACCUUAUUAUCUGAUGAUAGACCACGAGCAAAGGAAACAUAUUUAUUAAAGAUAAGUUUUAAAAACAAAA